Molecule: messenger RNA, 1900 nt
Organism: Ornithorhynchus anatinus (platypus)
Lineage: Eukaryota; Metazoa; Chordata; Mammalia; Monotremata; Ornithorhynchidae
Gene: C4H7orf25
Product: chromosome 4 C7orf25 homolog
Exons: 2
Coding region: 239-1504 (421 amino acids)
Source: RefSeq, a predicted model, not a curated record
UAGUUUUUCGCUUGUAUCUGAAACUAAUAGCCACAUGGUGGCAAUAGCUCACUUUGGGUGUCACAGCCCUGUGACGGCUGCCUCUAAAUGAGGUCCCAUCCGAAAGCCGGGCCGUCUGAGCCUCACAGGGACCGCCGCACUUGGGAAGUAGAUCCAUAGGGCGACUGAAGGAAAUGGCGUAAAGGAGGAAACGGACCGUUUAAAUGGGAAAUUCGAAGAAACGAAUAAUGCUACCAGCAUGUCUGUGCAUUCCAUGCUGCGCGAACGGAUCGCCGUAGCCCAAGAGCUCAUCAAGAGAGCAGAGGCCCUCUCCAGGUCGAGGAAAGGAGGAAUAGAAGGGGGCGCCAAGCUGUGCAGCAAACUGAAGGCUGAGUUAAAAUUCCUCCACAAAGUGGAGGCGGGGAAAGUGGCCAUCAAGGAAUCGCACCUGCAGAGCACGAAUCUCACCCACCUCCGAGCCGUCGUGGAAUCCGCCGAGAAGCUGGAGGAGGUGGUGAGCGUCCUCCACGUCUUCGGCUACGCGGACGGCUCGGGAGAGAAGCAGACCCUGGUGGUGGACGUGGUGGCCAACGGGGGCCACGCGUGGGUGAAAGCCAUCGGCCGAAAGGCGGAGGCGCUGCACAACAUCUGGCUGGGCAGGGGCCAGUAUGGCGACAAGAGCGUCGUGGAGCAGGCCGAGGACUUCCUGCAGGCCAGCCGGCAGCAGCCGGUGCAGUACAGCAACCCGCACAUCGUCUUCGCCUUUUACAACGGCGUCUCCAGCCCCAUGGCCGAGAAGCUGCGAGAGAUGGGCAUAUCGGUGAGAGGAGACAUCGUGGCGGUCGACUCCCCCGCCGAGGACCCCGAGGAACCCUGGCCGAGCCCCCGGGGGUCCGACGACGAGAGCCCCGAAGUCCUGCAGGCCACCAGGGUGGACCGGGAGAAGGUGGUGGCCAGCGUGGCUUUCCCCACGGAGAUUAAGGUGGCCGUGUGCACCAGAGUGAACCUGGACAUCACCACGCUGAUCACCUACGUGUCCGCCCUCAGCUACGGCGGCUGCUACUUGGUCUUCAGGGAGAAAGUGCUCACGGAGCAGGCGGCGCAGGAGAGGAAGGAGCGCGUGCUGCCUCAGCUGGAGGCCUUCAUGCAGGGCAAGGAGCUGUUCGCCUGCGAAUCUGCGGUGAAGGAUUUCCAGUCCAUCCUCGACACCCUGGGAGGGCCCGGGGAGCGGGAGAGGGCCGCCGCGCUAAUCGGACGGAUCCAGGUGGUCCCCGACCAGCCCUCCGAUCGUGCCUUAAGACUGGUGGCCAGCUCGAAGAUCAACAGCCGCUCCCUGACCGUCUUUGGAACGGGAGACGCGCUGAAAGCUGUCACCAUGACUGCCAACAGCGGUUUCGUCCGGGCUGCGAGUAACCAAGGCGUUAAAUUCAGCGUGUUCAUCCACCAGCCCAGAGCCCUGACCGAAAGCAAAGAGGCGCUGGCUACCCCCUUACCGAAGAACUGUACGACCGACGGCGAGCUCUGACGGUAGCCUACGAUUACUGGGUCGUGGAAAGAAAUCCAGGUUGAAGGCCGAGUGGUCGUCUUCUUCUCUGAGAAGGAAAGGAGGCCUACGGUGUGAAAAAUCAGGUUUUUUUCUCUCGUUUUGUGUGCCGGGACCUCUGUGGAGGAUAUGCUUCAGAAAAUAGAAAAGGGGCAAAGGAGACAGACCUGAUGUGUCCGAAUAUCUAAUAAGAGAUACAGCCAUUGUUAAUGGCCAGAGAAGAACAACCUCACAUGGUCCUUGGUCUUUAUCGGGUUAUUUCGUUGUUGUUUCAGUAGGGCUAUCUCAUCCUUCUUUCCACUGAGAUGAAAAUGUUUCAUGCAGUUUUGUCAACCCCGCAUUCCACAUUAAACGGUCACUUUAAGGACUCAGACGGAG